This is a messenger RNA of Octodon degus (degu), 3146 nucleotides long. It is a transcript of the gene Cadm2, whose product is annotated as cell adhesion molecule 2. The record is from RefSeq and is a predicted model, not a curated record. NCBI's taxonomy places the organism in Eukaryota, Metazoa, Chordata, Mammalia, Rodentia, Octodontidae. The transcript is spliced from 8 exons. The coding region runs from base 268 to 1131 and encodes 287 amino acids.
CCAGGCAGCCAAGGGCAGGUUCCUCUAACACAGAAUGUCACGGUUGUGGAAGGCGGAACUGCAAUUUUGACCUGCAGGGUUGAUCAAAAUGAUAACACCUCCCUCCAGUGGUCAAAUCCAGCUCAACAGACUCUGUAUUUUGAUGACAAGAAAGCUCUAAGGGACAAUAGGAUCGAGCUAGUCCGCGCUUCGUGGCAUGAACUGAGCAUCAGCGUGAGCGACGUGUCGCUCUCCGACGAGGGCCAGUACACUUGUUCCUUAUUUACGAUGCCUGUCAAAACGUCCAAGGCCUAUCUCACGGUUCUGGGUGUUCCUGAGAAGCCACAGAUUAGUGGAUUUUCAUCACCAGUGAUGGAGGGAGACUUGAUGCAGCUGACUUGUAAGACGUCUGGCAGCAAGCCUGCGGCGGAUAUAAGAUGGUUCAAGAAUGAUAAAGAAAUCAAGGACGUAAAGUAUUUGAAAGAAGAGGAUGCCAACCGGAAGACCUUCACCGUCAGCAGCACCCUGGACUUCCGAGUGGACCGGAGCGACGACGGCGUGGCGGUCAUCUGCAGGGUGGACCACGAGUCGCUCAAUGCCACCCCUCAGGUAGCCAUGCAGGUGCUAGAAAUCCACUAUACACCAUCUGUUAAGAUUAUACCAUCCACUCCUUUUCCACAAGAGGGACAGCCUUUAAUUUUGACUUGCGAAUCUAAAGGAAAACCACUGCCAGAACCUGUCUUGUGGACAAAAGACGGUGGAGAAUUACCAGACCCUGAUCGAAUGGUUGUGAGCGGUAGAGAAUUGAACAUUCUUUUCCUGAACAAGACGGACAACGGCACCUAUCGAUGCGAAGCUACCAACACCAUUGGCCAAAGCAGCGCAGAGUACGUGCUCAUUGUGCACGAUCCCAACGCUCUGGCUGGUCAGACUGGCCCAGACCACGCCCUCAUAGGCGGCAUAGUGGCUGUAGUUGUCUUUGUCACGUUGUGCUCUAUAUUUCUGCUUGGUCGAUACCUGGCAAGACAUAAAGGAACAUACUUAACAAACGAAGCUAAAGGAGCUGAGGAUGCACCAGACGCUGACACAGCCAUUAUCAAUGCUGAAGGCAGCCAAGUCAACGCUGAAGAGAAAAAAGAGUAUUUUAUUUAAAAUCCAGGCCACAUUUCUGAGUUUUACUUACCAGGCUGGCUGCUGGCGAAAACUGGCUAUCAUCUUUCAGAAAUCAUUUCCACCAUCCUCUGCUACUUUACUUACCUUCCAUACUAUACCGUUCUCAGUGGCCAGUGCAUACCAACAAUCAGCUGUCAAAAGCAUCAUUCUUUAAUUACUGUACCAUCCACAGUGCAGGAAGUUCCUUCUGCUAAAUUCACACCAUUGCUCUUUUAACAUACAGUGCUUGAAUAUACAGCCUUAACAAUGUUAAUCAUCUACUUUGGUCAUGACAUUGAGUUGUUUUUACACAUUGAAAAAUGUACGCAGAUGUCCCUCCCCCCACUUUAUCCCGUCACGUGAUAGACUUCGUUGGUUUUCCAUUGGAUGGCUCUCACAAGUAGCGAGAUUAGGUGAAGGCCUAAUGUACCUAAGUUUAACCGAAGACUAGAGGUUUACAGAUAAUAUUUUCUACUUGUGUAUCUUUAAAAAACACCAUGCUCUAGAAACAGAUGCCCUAGAAAAUAUGAACUGAAGACACUGUAGUGUAGCUUCUAGAAUGUUCGACACUAUACUGGCGAGGCGGAAUCAAUUUGCUAUUUAAAAUAUAGCAUUUGAUGCAGGAGCCAUGGGUAUAAAUUACAAUCAUGCCAUGACAUCUUAUAUUAUUAUAUAAUGACACCAUUAGUCUAUUUCAAUUUCAUUUACCAAUAAAGUGGUCCAAACACUUAACUGUUUUGGGAAUUUCAAGAAAUUAUUCAUUUCUCUAUUCGGUCCUGUAAUUUAUUUGCUCCAUAAGAACUCAUCUUCCUAAACAAAACUGAAGUAUCCAUAGGGCACAAUUUUGAGACAUUUUAGUAUCUGUAUAUAGUGCAUAUAAUAAAUCCAAUUAAACAUUAUUUGAUACGUAUUUAACUUUUUUGGCUGUAGGUAAUUCAGUCAUAAGUAAGCAUUUUCUAACGUCCAUUAUAUCCCUUUAGAUAUUACUUAAACCGAUAUUAUAAGUAGAUAACAUGUGUUAGUGUUUUUGUCUGUAUGUCCUAAGCACUGUUCAACAACAAACUUUUCUAGUUCUUGUUAAUUUUUAUUUGUUAUACAAUGGAAGCACAACGUUAUAAGGAAAGGUAAUUUUAAGCUAACAACCAGUGCACAGCCUCAGGUUUUAAAUUACAACCACAGUUGAAUAAUAACCUAAAAAUAUACUCUUAGUUUGCUACAAAUUUACAAAUUUUAAUUUGGCAGUUACAGAGCUGCUUACCUUUGUUGGUUUGCCAAAAAAAUGUUUAAGAUAUGUUUUCUGUAUAAAUGAACUAAUUCUUUAUAUUAAAUUCCUGUCUAUGCAUUUUGUGAGGUACAAACUUAUGAAACAGUGAGUGAUAGAGAACUUCUCUCAUGCUUUUAACUCCAAGGUGAAAGUGUCUUUCUCUGGGUUAUUUUGCAAUUUUGAUGUAUUUAACAAUUAUGAAAUGCUGUAUUCUUAAAUAUGACACAGAGUCGAUCUAAAGUCCUAUUAUUUCUUCUAGUAAAAGACAAUAUUGCUAGAUUAGUGGUCAUUAAAAUUAUUAUGUGAUAAAGGAUAAAAUCCCAGUGAGAUAAAAGUUAUUUUCCCAUUUGCAAGCCUUGCACCUUUAAGAGGAAAACCAAUAUGACAAAACAGUAGCUAUGCUUGUGAUGUGUGACAGCACGGCGGUGCCUAGAGGUUUACAAAUAGUAUCUGGAAUUUAUUUUUUGAGGAGCGAGAACGGCUGAAUACAACACCGUGUAUUAAUAUCAAAUAAGAGACAAGGGUGCUGUAUCUAAGGUUAUUUAUCAAAAAAGCAUAAAUCUUUUAAGGACAAUGUUAGAAUUCUUAAGUUGUUUAUUUUUGAUUGUUGAAGCAUUUAUCUUGUUGAUUUCUUACAAAAGAAAAAGGACGAUGUCAGUCAAGCAGCACUUUUUCAAAAUAUACAGAACAUAAAUAAUAUGAUGUGGUUGAGUGUUAACAUAAUAAAUCAUAUACAGUAUGACAUUUUAAG